Messenger RNA from Camelina sativa (false flax), 606 nucleotides. RefSeq lists its product as uncharacterized. Lineage: Eukaryota; Viridiplantae; Streptophyta; Magnoliopsida; Brassicales; Brassicaceae. The record is from RefSeq and is a predicted model, not a curated record.
CCAACCACGGUGUCGACAUCAAGACAAAGUGAUAAUGGAAGAAGAAAAACACAAGAAAGAGGAAGGAAAAGAUAAGUACGAGCCACAUGAGCAUCAACCACCGUAUAUCUCGCAGAUGCAACCGGUGACGUACGAAGCUUACGGAGGUGGCCUCUACGGUAAGGACGAUGAGAAAGAGGGAAAAGAUGUAGAGAAAGAGCCUAUGCAACAUAAACCACCGGCCAGUGAGACACAGAGCGCAGAUGGUCCUGAUGAGGUAAAGUCGCUGACGCCGAAACACAAGCAACCAGCUUCUUCCGGCGAUAGAGACAUUGACAUCACUGGCCAGUCUUACAUUCAGUGAGGUAGUGCUUUUUUUUUUUGUGUUGUAAUGUCUAAUUAGUUUCUUUCAUGGUCUUUUACUUGACAUGUCACAUGUCUACAAGCAAGCAAGGUUUUUGUUUUGUUCUUUUCUUUUUGUCUAAAACAGUAUGAACGAACAAACAUGGUGCUUGCCUGUAGAGCAAACAAGUAAAAAGAGAAUGUAGUGUGAGAAUUGCAAGCAAGAAACUAUGUUCUUCUUACGUUUGUAUUUCAUGGUUAAAGGCCAACGCAACGUUUGCCGAA